Molecule: messenger RNA, 1613 nt
Organism: Ailuropoda melanoleuca (giant panda)
Lineage: Eukaryota; Metazoa; Chordata; Mammalia; Carnivora; Ursidae
Product: hydroxymethylglutaryl-CoA synthase, mitochondrial
Exons: 9
Coding region: 57-1583 (508 amino acids)
Biological process (GO): acetyl-CoA metabolic process
Cellular component (GO): mitochondrion
Molecular function (GO): hydroxymethylglutaryl-CoA synthase activity
Source: RefSeq, a predicted model, not a curated record
CUGGGCAGCUCUCCCAAGGACUGUGAACUGUCGGUUUAGUGCUUGUUCCUCUGGAAAUGCAACGGCUGUUGACUUCAGUGAAGCGGGUCUUGCAAGUGAAGAGGGCAAUGCAAGAAGCCUUCAUCUCACCUGCUAGCCUUCUUCCAGCAGCCCACCAAAGGUUUUCUACCAUCCCUGCUGUCCCCUUGGCCAAAACAGAUACUUGGCCAAAGGAUGUGGGCAUCCUUGCCCUGGAGGUCUAUUUCCCAGCCCAGUAUGUGGACCAAACAGACCUGGAGAAGUACAACAAUGUGGAAGCAGGGAGGUACACGGUGGGUUUGGGCCAAACCCAUAUGGGCUUCUGCUCAGUCCAGGAGGACAUCAACUCCCUGUGCCUGACCGUGGUGCAGCGGCUGAUGGAGCGCACGCAGCUCCCAUGGGACUCUGUGGGAUGGCUGGAAGUGGGCACUGAGACCAUCAUUGACAAGUCCAAGGCUGUCAAAACAGUGCUCAUGGAGCUUUUCCAGGAUUCAGGCAACACUGACAUCGAGGGCAUAGAUACCACCAAUGCCUGCUACGGUGGCACUGCCUCCCUCUUCAAUGCUGCCAACUGGGUGGAGUCCAGCUCCUGGGAUGGUCGCUAUGCAAUGGUGGUCUGCGGAGACAUUGCAGUCUAUCCCAGGGGUAACGCUCGCCCCACAGGUGGGGCCGGAGCUGUGGCCAUGCUAGUUGGGCCCAAGGCCCCUCUGGCCCUCGAGAGAGGGCUUAGAGGAACCCACAUGGAGAACGUAUAUGACUUCUACAAACCAGAUGCAGCUACAGAGUACCCAAUAGUGGAUGGGAAGCUCUCCAUCCAGUGCUACCUACGGGCCUUGGACAGAUGUUACACAUUAUACCGUCAAAAAAUCCAGAACCAGUGGAAACAAGCUGGCAUCGAUCGGCCUUUCACUCUUGAUGACUUACAGUUUAUGAUCUUUCACACGCCCUUCUGCAAAAUGGUCCAGAAAUCCCUGGCUCGCCUGAUGUUCAAUGACUUCCUGUCAGCCAGCAGCGACACGCAGACCAGCCUCUAUAAGGAGCUGGAGGCCUUCAGGGGGCUAACACUGGAGGAAACCUACACCAACAAGGACAUGGAUAAAGCACUUCAAAAGGCCUCCCUGGACACGUUCAACAAGAAAACCAAGGGCUCCCUUUACCUCUCCACUCACAACGGGAAUACAUACACCUCAUCCUUAUAUGGGUGUCUGGCCUCCCUUCUGUCCCGGUAUUCUGCCCAAGACUUGGCUGGUUCCAGGAUUGGAGCCUUCUCUUAUGGCUCUGGCUUGGCAGCAAGUUUUUUUUCAUUUCGAGUGUCCAAGGAUGCUUCUCCAGGAUCCCCCCUGGAGAAGCUGGUGUCUAGUAUGUCAGACCUGCCAAAACGCCUUGCCUCCCGGAAGCGUAUGUCUCCUCAGGAAUUCACAGAAAUAAUGGACCAAAGAGAACAAUUCUACCAUAAGGUGAAUUUCUCACCACCUGGCGACACGAGCAGUCUUUUCCCCGGCACGUGGUACCUGGAGCGAGUGGAUGAGCUGUAUCGCCGGAAGUACGCCCGGCGACCAGUCUAAAGGUGGUGAGUGAAGUUUUGCAGGGUUGGU